Molecule: messenger RNA, 3139 nt
Organism: Drosophila kikkawai
Lineage: Eukaryota; Metazoa; Arthropoda; Insecta; Diptera; Drosophilidae
Source: RefSeq, a predicted model, not a curated record
GAAACGGAACGUCCGACUCUAACCAACUUCAAACGCGCUCUUCCAAAAAUAAAAAAACCAAAAAAAAAUUAAAAUAAAAACAAAAUAAAAACCCGAAAAAGCUAGAGAUAAAGAGAGGAAAGCUGUUGAAUUUUCUGGCCUUCAAAAUCGGUUAUUUUUAUCCAUUUCCCUGAAAAAAACGGCCCUUACGCGAGUCCCAAGCUUACACAUUUUUUUUCUGUGUUGUGAGAGGUGACGGCAAACUGGAGGAACAACAAACUGAACAUCGACAACGACAACGGCGACGAGACCGCAAAAAUACACGGUCGGAGAGACAAUAAAAGUCGGCCAGCGGCCAAAAACGCGCUCAUUUCAUUGCGUGCGCUGUUUUCGCAACGGCGGAGAGGGCACUACGGCAACGGAAUACGGAUUGAGGAAUACGGCAUACGGUGUACGGAGCACGGAGCACGGAGUACGGGAAUACGGUAGCAGCAGCGCGGAUACGCAGAUACGGAUACGGAUACGGAGAGCCAGGAUGCGACACGCAUUUGUUGGAUUAAUUGUGUGCUGGCUGGCAGUUUGUCAACCGCAAGCUGAGGCGCAGUUCGGAUUCCAGCCACAGGUAUAUAGACAGCCGCAAUAUUAUCAGCCUCAGGCCUACCAGCCUCAGGUUUACCAGCAGCCUCAGGUUUAUCAACCUCAGGUUUAUAGACAACCGCAGGUUUAUCAGCCUCAGGUGUAUCAGCAACCCCAGGUUUAUCAACAGCCCCAGGUUUACCAACCACAGGUGUAUCAGCAGCCGCAGGCCUACCAGCAGCCCCGCCAGCGCCAGGGAUCCGUUUCCAAGGCCAACACAAAUGCCUACGAGCGGCAGGUGGACUUUGGCAACAAUGUGGAGUACACCCAGGGCUUGUCCAACUCCCGGGCGGUAACCAAGCAGAAUGGCCAGCGAGUGGUGACCAACAGCCAGGCACAGACGCGGGACAUCGACCUUGGGGGCCUGCAGAUCGGCAACACGCUGACCAGGUCGCGAACAAACGCCAACGGAGCUGUGUCCCAGGGCGUGGCCAAUCAGUUCAGGAUCGGUAACCUUGGCCUAGGGGCCUCCCUGUCGCCACAGAAUCUCCAGAACGGCUUCGGUCUGCAGCGGGGAGCCGAUGGCGACCUGCGCCUUGGCCUGGGUGUGCUCAACCUGGACCUGGACCGGAACGUGGCCAACUCGAACACCCUGUCGCAGGCCCAGGUGAAUGCCCAGGGCAAGGGAGUCAAGGCCGGCUCCUCCAGCAACACGCAGUCGAAUACGCAGCAGUACGGUGGCGUCACCGUGACGGACACGCGCUCCAACUCGAAUGCCUUCGGCAAGGCGCGACGCGGCCAGACCUCGGCCAGCACGGGAGGAUUCGGUGGCAAUGCCGCCACCAAUGGCCAGACCUUUGGCGGUCCCUUCCAGCGCGUGGUGCGCCAGCAGCCGGUGGCCUACAGGCGGCCCAAGAGGAGGGCCCAGUUCGUGCCCUUUGGCUAUCCGGAAGGCGGCUUUGGACCAGGUCCAUUUGCGGUGGGCCUGGAUAGGCCCCGUCGCCAGUUUGGCGGUGGCUUUGGCGGUUUCGGAGGAGGUCCUGCCUUUGGCGGACCCCAGUUCGGAGGAGGCCAGUUCGGCGGUGGACCCCAGUAUGGCGGCUUUGGAGGCUUCCAGCAGCCGCAGCAGCCGCAGCGUAAGGGCAACAAGAACCAGGCCAAUGGCAAUGCCAAUGCCCAGGGUGGACCCGGAUUCAACCAGCAGGCCUCUACGAAUAACCACGCCAGUCCCGGCAACACCGGCAGCAGCAGCAUCAGCUCCAACCUGGCCCAGGACGGUAGCAGCGGCCAGGUGAGCUCCGCCAACACCAACACACACAACAGCCAGACGGCUGGCGGCUUCGAGAGCGGCCAGAACUCGCAGAGCCAGGCGCUGAACUUCAGGCCGGGUGAGCAGCAGGCCUCCAGUGCCAAUGCCAACACGCAGCACACGCAGCAGGGCGGCCGGGACACUGUCGCCUCCAACAGCGGCUCUACGGCCACCAACAACAACCAGUUCGGCCAGUCGACGAACACGGCCAACACCAACUCGCAGGUGGUGCGCGAUGGCAACCGGCAGGACGCCACCAGUGAUGCCAACAGCCAGAGCAUCUUCCAGGGCAACAAUGGCCAGGGUGAUGCCUCGGCUCUGACGAAUGCCCAGACCAGCUCCCAGAAGGGACCCGGCGGCUUUGUGAGCAACUCGGCCUCGAGCAGUGCCACGGCCACCGCCACCAAUGGACAGUCGGCCAAUGCUAACGCCAAUGCCAAUGCCGGCGGCGGUGGCUUCGGGGGUGGUUCCGGGGCGAAUGCCGGCGCCAAUGGCGGUGGUUUCGGUGGCGGCGGAGGCGCCAAUGCCAACAGCAAUGCCUUUGGUGGAUUUGGCGGUGGCUUCGGCUUUUAUGGACUUCGCCAUCGGGCACAGCAACAGGUUCGUCUGCAACGCUGGAGACCCAAGUCCCUAAAUGGGAGUGACACUUCCCCUAGAAGUUCCUCCAGCAGCUCCUCCAUCAAUGACAACUUUGAGUACGUAUACUUCAAUAGCUCCUCGCGCUUGGAGGACCUCGAGUCCGGCUCCGGCUCGGACUUGAGCUCCCUAAAUACCUCGGUGGAGGCCUUUGGGCCUUACGAUACAACCCAGCGCCAGGGUCGUACCUUUGGCGUGAUCUACGACUGGAUUACGGGCCUCUUCAACUCCUGUGUCUCGCCCUGCACCCUGGAGGCCUUCCAGAAGCAGACCUGCUGCGAGACAUAUGUGGUGGAUCCUUCGUAUCCUUCGUAUCCACCGCCACCUCCACUUCCACCUCCACCGCCACCGCAGAGCUGCUGCACUCCCGUGCGGCCCUAUCCGCCACCUCGACCUCUUCCACCGCCACCGCCGCCGCCGCCACCACCACCCAUGCCCCUCUAUCCCCCUCUGUAUCCCAACAACAAGACGCCCGUGGUGGUAGUGGCCACGCCCAUUAACUGCUGCACCGUCUGCACCUACACCUAUUACGGCCCGCCGCCCUGUGGCCGCUUGUACAACAACAACAACAACAACAGCAACGGCAACGGCAACGGCAAGAAGGUGAUCUAUGUGCCGCCGCCCUACUAUGGACGCUGA